CUAAGCCCGGGGUUGCCCGUUCCCCGCAGCCCCGCCAGCCCCUUGGGGGGGGCGUCUUUUUUUUUUUUCCUUUUUUUUUUUUUUCCUCCCCCAGUCUGGGGGGGUUUUUUAUUAUGGGUUCUGCGGGGGAGAAGAUCUUCCAGUCCGGCUUUGCUGUUCUUCCUUGUCCAGCGCUCCGUGGGGAACUGUAAUAUUUCUUCCCCAGGAUGCUGCAGUGAAUUUCAGUCCCGGGAAAUCAGGUGAACAAAAAUAAUCCGAAUAACCCGAACCCCGUUUGUUACUGUGUCAGAACGGACGCUGCCUGAGCACAGAUGAUGGCAAAAAAUUCCCUCGAAGGGUCCAAGGAGGACCUGAGCAAAAUUUCGGAGGAGGAGAUGCUGAGGUGGAGCAAGGAGGAGCUGGUGAAAAGACUGAGGAAAGUGGAGAAUGAAAAGAUGAACUUAAUGGUGGAACACGGCAACUUGAUGAAGGACGUGAACCGGCGGCUGCAGCUCCACCUGCACGAGAUCCGUGUGAAGGAGGUCAACCAGAAGUUGCAGGACGACAACCAGGAGCUGCGGGAGCUCUGCUGCUUCCUGGAUGACGACCGGCAGAAAGGCAAGAAGCUGUCGAGGGAAUGGCAGCGCUUCGGGAGGCACACAGCCAGCGUGAUGUGGAAGGAGGUGGGCAUGUACCAGCAGAAGCUGAAGGACCUGGAGGCGAGGCAGGAGACCCUCCUGCGGGAGAACGUGGAGCUGAAGGAGAUGGUGCUCAUGCUGGACGAGGAGCGCGGGGCCGGCUCGCGGAGCUCCAUCGACAGCCAGGCCAGCCUGACCAACCUCAACGGCGGCUCGGCCACCAUGGACGUGGUGGACGGGAGCAGCACCUCCAGCACUGGCAGCGCGGGCAGCCCUUGACCACCAUCACCACCACCUCCACCACCACAAGGCCGGUGACAGCAGGCCGGGGCCAUGCGGAGGUCUAUGGACGACCUGUCUGCGCCUCGUCACCACCGUAGCAUCCCCAACGGUCUCAACGAUUCGUCUUCCAACUACAUCAGGCAACUUGAAACAAAAGUGAAACUGCUGGAGGAUGACAACAAGCUUCUCUCUCAGCAGUCCAGCACUGGGGAUCUGAGGACUCUGAGGAAAGGGUUACCGCCGUACCACUCCGAGUCACAGCUGUCCUCCCUGCCGCAGUAUCAAGAUGCCCUGCAAAACGGACCAGCUCGCAUGACAUCUGAUCUUGCAUCUUCUCCUGCACCAGGAUAUGUCCCUGUUGGUCAGAAACCAGAGGCUGUUGUGCAUGCUAUGAAGGUCCUUGAGGUCCACGAAAAUUUGGACAGGCAAAUGCAGGACAACUACGAAGAGGACCUGAGUGAAAAGGAGAAGGCGAUUGUCCGUGAAAUGUGCAAUGUUGUCUGGCGAAAGCUGGGUGACGCUGCGAGCUCCAAACCCUCCAUCAGGCAACAUCUUUCGGGAAACCAGUUCAAGGGGCCGUUGUAGGAAUACAGUCCCGUAGGCUGUGAUGCUGUGAAGACUAAAAGAGGCAGAGCUCACAGUUUCUGCCUGCCUGUUCUUUGGGAGUUGGGGUUGAGUUUCUUCAGGGUUUCCUUUUUUUUUGGCUUUUUUGUAACUGUCAAUAGUGUAAAUACGGCAGCUAACAGCCUGAUGUCCAGGCUGUGGUGCUCUGGAACCAAGAGCUCUGGUUCAAGGGGUAACCACCCAGUAACGCCAGACUUGCAUCAUUUGUAUUGUAGUUCAAACCCGCUUUGUCGUAUGGUCUGUUUGUAGAGUUAACUAACUUGAGAGCAUUUCUGAAAGGAACAAGAAGAACCCUUAACCCGUGGAAAAGCCACAGUUUUUAGCACUCCUGUCCACCUGCUUUUCAAUGAUUCAUAGCUAGGUUAAUGGCUCCAGGCAGCACCUUUCUGGAACCUUCCAAGGAAAAAGCAAUUUGAAUUUGCCACCUUACAGGCUGCCAGGCUCCUGAACUGCUAACACUUUAUUUUAUUUUUGGAGGUCUUUAUUGCGAAGAACGAAAUAGAACUGUUUUCACCAGGCGCUGUGUAAAAUACCGAGUGGUGAGUUAAAACACCGGCACCGCUCUGUCCUCACACAAGCAUAUGGAAAAGCUUGAGACACUGUGUGAGCUGUUAAUGAACUAUUUUUUUCAUGAACAAAUGACACAAGCUUUCUGCAGACGUAAUGUGAAUGAACUGAAGACACUUAGCCACACACCAGUAUUCCGUACAAAAAUGGCAACACUUUCCCUGUAAAGCUUUUACUACUAAAUAAUUCAGCAGAAACUGCCAUCCUAACAGUGCUUAUGACUUUCACAGUAUCUUCGAGAGCAGCUUGUCUUUCACAUAUGGAAGAUUUGGGUAUUUUUCACGUUUGUGCUGGAUCCCUCACCUACAUUGGUUACUGUCUAAGGUAACCAAACAACAACCUUGCAGAGCUGAAUAAAACUCAAUAAACACAG
This is a messenger RNA of Cygnus olor (mute swan), 2463 nucleotides long. RefSeq names its product coiled-coil domain containing 85C (gene CCDC85C). NCBI's taxonomy places the organism in Eukaryota, Metazoa, Chordata, Aves, Anseriformes, Anatidae. The record is from RefSeq and is a predicted model, not a curated record. Gene Ontology annotation, cellular component: apical junction complex.